Molecule: messenger RNA, 801 nt
Organism: Brassica oleracea var. oleracea
Lineage: Eukaryota; Viridiplantae; Streptophyta; Magnoliopsida; Brassicales; Brassicaceae
Product: glutathione S-transferase T3-like
Exons: 1
Coding region: 1-801 (266 amino acids)
Source: RefSeq, a predicted model, not a curated record
AUGGACACUUUCCUUACGAGAGUUUUCAUUCUAGUGUUAACUUUGAACCAACAGAGAUCCCUCCUUUCACCAGCUAACCCUGAAGACACACCAGUGGACAAGAAGGAGAGGAGGAAAUGGACAAAAUCAGAUGAUGAGGUUGUAAUCAGUGGGUGGCUUAACACAUCUAAGGAUUCAAUUGUUGGAAAUGAUCAAAGGUCCCUCAUCUUCUGGCAACGAGUAGGCCAUUAUUAUAUAACAAGUCAUCAUGCUAUAGAGGGUGGUGACAAGAGAGGGCAUCUCCAUGUUAAGCAAAGGUGGCACAAGAUCAAUGAUCUGACUAACAAAUUCUGUGGGGCAUUUGCGGCUGCCGAGAGACAAAUUAGCAGUGGUCAGAAUGAGAAUGAUGUUCUCAAGCUCGCUCAUGACAUCUUAUACGCUGAUCACAAGACUAAAUUUAUCCUUGAGCAUGCGUGGUGUGUGUUGAGGUUUGAACAGAAAUGGAUUAACCUCAACACACCUAAAGCGACUGGUAGUUCAAAGAGAAAAACGGGUGAGACAUGUUCCCAAGCUUCAAGCACCAAUGUUGGUGAGCAAGAGAUCCGGCCUGAAGGUGUCAAGGCUGCAAAGGCUAAAAGGAAUAAUGGUAAAGGGAAGUCUCUUGAUGAGUAUACGACCAUUUGGGAAAUGAAGAAGGAGGAUUUGGCAAUGAAGGAGAAACUGUCUAAGCUUGCCAUACUAGACACGCUUCUUGCCAAAAAAGUACCACUCAGUGAUGCUGAAGAAGUCGUGAAGAAUAAGCCCUUGGCCGAGUAUUUCUGA